AUGGGCCAGGCGACAUCUACCCCGACACCGGCAGCGCAGCAACCCCCGGCAGGUUGCCCCAUGCACCAGUCGCAGGCAACGGCUGCACCCGCACCCGCACCCGCUCGGUGCCCGGUCCAGCACGACGCACCAGUAGCGGCGCCCAUCGACCGCCCCGCGCGCUGCCCCGUAGAGCACGACAGCACGGCGCUCAAUCCCCUCAACCAGAUGCCCGAGCUCCCGCAGACGCCGACGUCCUCCGCGCAGGCCGUCGCACUCCCCACCCAGCGCGUCGUGUCCUCCAUCCCGCGCCCGGUCGAGAAGGGCCCCGCCGCGCACGGCGAGGGCGACCGAUGGGAGUACCCGUCGCCGCAACAGUUCUACAACGCGCUGGUGCGGAAGGGGUGGGAGACGCCGGAGGAGCACGUGGAGACGAUGGUCGAGAUACACAAUUUCUUGAACGAGCAGGCUUGGGAGGAGGUGUUGAAGUGGGAGCGCAGGCGAGCUGACGCCGGGACGAGCUCGGACGAUAUCAAGCUUGCGCGGUUCCAGGGCAAGCCCGGUCAGAUCUCGCCCAAGGCGCGUUUCUGGCUCUUCGCUGGCUGGUUGUUGCCCUCGCGGUUCAACACCGAGCCGCCUUUUGACCGACACGACUGGAUAGUCCGUCGCAAGACCGGCGAAGAAGUGCGCUACGUUAUCGAUUACUACAGCGCACCUCCCGAACCCGACGGUUCACCUGUAUUCUCUUUGGACGUGCGACCCGCGUUAGAUAGUCUCGACAGCGUGAAGGAGCGCAUCUCUGCGGCGACGGAGGACGUUUGGGCAGCGUUCAAGCAAGAUUCCGAAACGCGACGGAAUACAUGA
Messenger RNA from Punctularia strigosozonata HHB-11173 SS5, 843 nucleotides. RefSeq names its product cytochrome c heme lyase. Gene Ontology annotation, biological process: cytochrome c-heme linkage. The transcript is spliced from 3 exons. Gene Ontology annotation, molecular function: holocytochrome-c synthase activity. The record is from RefSeq and is a predicted model, not a curated record. Gene Ontology annotation, cellular component: mitochondrion. The coding region runs from base 1 to 843 and encodes 280 amino acids. NCBI's taxonomy places the organism in Eukaryota, Fungi, Basidiomycota, Agaricomycetes, Corticiales, Punctulariaceae.